AUUAUAUUGUUUAGGAGUCAAUCAUUGACAAUUAUAAAUGUAUAUUUUUAAGAAAAUAUGAAAUAAUAUGAACUAUAAUAUAAUUUUACAAAUAUAGGGUAAAAUAUAAUUUGUUAACACGUAUUUUUAUCUCAUAAAUAUUUUUCCUUGACCAUGGCCCUUCUAAACAACCUUAUCAAAACCAAUUUAAUCAUGAACAACAUGUCCAAAUUAAUUCACACCACAUCAGUAAAUAAUGAGGUACAAAAAUUGACCAGGCUAAGAGUAGUAGACAAUAGCGAAAUAGGUAAACGAGCUAUGGCUGAAGGCAAACCACCUAGGAUUAUUCAUGUAUACAGCAAACUUCGGAAAGGAUACAUAGGAGACCGGGUCCUAGUAGCAAUUAAAGGUGAAAAGAAGAAAGGAAUCUUAGUAGGACUUAAACAAAAUCAGAAACCUAAAAUACCGAAAUUUGAUAGCAAUAAUGUUGUAUUGAUCGAUGAUAGUGGAACUCCACUGGGGACUAGAAUUCAUGUGCCAAUUCCACAUAUUUUGAGGACUAUUCUGAAGGAAAGAACACAAGCGAAAGGAGCGGAUUAUACUAAAUUAUUGGCAAUUGCUACAAGAUUUAUAUAGUUUUCUUUAUGUUAUAGUAGUAUUUAU
Messenger RNA from Ctenocephalides felis (cat flea), 642 nucleotides. RefSeq names its product 39S ribosomal protein L14, mitochondrial (gene mRpL14). Bases 154 to 615 code for a protein of 153 amino acids. The transcript has 2 exons. Gene Ontology annotation, cellular component: ribosome; mitochondrion. The record is from RefSeq and is a predicted model, not a curated record. Gene Ontology annotation, molecular function: structural constituent of ribosome. Lineage: Eukaryota; Metazoa; Arthropoda; Insecta; Siphonaptera; Pulicidae. Gene Ontology annotation, biological process: translation.